CGUAAGAUUUUCACAGUUCGUCCGGGUGUGCCGAAGCUAAGAAAAAUAUCGCUUUUGCUUUUCGUGGAACUACUGUGUACAGGCAGUGGGUUCUUUAUCCGGACUUCAAUAUGUGUUAUUAUGCUUAAAAUAUAUUUAUUAGUGUGAAUUAAGAUUGUCGAUCAGAAGUUUGCAAAGUGAAGAUUAUUUUAAAAACUGCAUUGCUACGAGCGAAUUUUGAGAUCAAUUUGUAUUGUCAAAAAGUGGCAUUCUCAUUAAAUAUUGCUUUGCAGUUUAGUGAAUCUUGGUGAUAAGUAAGGGAAAGUGAUCAGUUCUUACUAUCAGUUUAUUAUAGAAUUUUGUUUCAUUUCAUUUUUAAUUUUUCUUUAUUGUGCACUGCUGUGACCUUUUAUUCAGUCUGGUCUUGAAACGUUACAGUUUUUUAUCAAUAAACUCAUUAGCCUCACAUCUCUUUUCAGGAAUGUUAAAUUUGUAACUAUAUAAUUACAGUAUUUUCCAGUAGGUAUUUAUGAUUCAUUUUCUUACAUUAAUUAUUUGUAAGGAUAUGAAGCAGGUUUUUCAUUUAGUCAGAAAUUAUCUGAUGGACUAAAUUUAUAUCGAUUUUACAUGAAUAUGUAAAGGGAAAUUGACUGAAACUUAAGGCUGUAGCAUAUACAUAAAGAAUGGAAGAAAACAAACAAGAAAAAUCUGAAACUCAACCUGAGUCGCUUGUUAGUAGGAUAUGUGGAGCCGCAGCGCUUGAAAGGAAGCACAGCAGUGGAGAUCUGCAAAGCCGCCUGAAAACACGUAAGAUUCUUGGUGUAGGCGAAACAGAUAAUGGAGAUGUUCACAGAUCAAAGAUCAGUCAAGUUCUCGGCCACAAUGAGCAUCUCUUUGUGAGAUUUCCACGAUGCUAUUGGUUAUGGCACCUUGCUAUGGCCGUUGUGUUUACAGCAGCUGGCUUUAUGAAUCUUUUCACUCCAACAUCGGAACAGGGUGCCUCAGAAAAAGGCGAAGAUAGAAGUUCCCUGCAGAUGAUGACCAAUUUUUACGGAUCAGUAUUACUAGGAUUUGCUUUCCUGCUGUGGAGUUUCUUUGGAACAACAGAUAAAUCCCUAGCACGAAGUCUCAUGUCAGCAAUAGUGGUAGCUGAACUUGCACAAGUAUUUGCUGUUCUGAACUUCGCAUUCCAGAGCAAUACAUGGGACAAUAACAUACGCACUGACAUCUCAAUACGAAUAUUCCUACUGCUAGGCAGUGCCUAUUUCUUCUGGGCAAUUGGUUCUAGUCGUGCUGGAUUGCGUAAAUCUCUUUCUAAUAGAGAUCUUUCACAGCCUACACCAGAUGAUCAGCACUCUAGUCCAUCGAGUCCAUCUGCAAAACGACCAACAUCAGAAGAUAAAAAGAAUGAGUAGCAUUUCCAAAAUCCACAAUUUAUUGUGAAACAGCUUCCAAAAUAGAAGCUUUUGAUUCUCUUUUCCAUUAAAAGAACACUGAUGUUAUUCCUUCUUAGAGGAUAUUCAUUGUUUUCUAUAAAUAAAUAACAGAAAGUUGUAUGCAUACUUAAUGAUAUUAAUAAAAUAAAUCUUGACCAGGUCACA
Messenger RNA from Stegodyphus dumicola, 1580 nucleotides. RefSeq names its product tumor protein p53-inducible protein 11-like. The record is from RefSeq and is a predicted model, not a curated record. NCBI's taxonomy places the organism in Eukaryota, Metazoa, Arthropoda, Arachnida, Araneae, Eresidae.